Molecule: messenger RNA, 1443 nt
Organism: Sinocyclocheilus rhinocerous
Lineage: Eukaryota; Metazoa; Chordata; Actinopteri; Cypriniformes; Cyprinidae
Product: gastrula zinc finger protein XlCGF57.1-like
Exons: 2
Coding region: 192-1427 (411 amino acids)
Biological process (GO): regulation of transcription by RNA polymerase II
Cellular component (GO): nucleus
Molecular function (GO): DNA-binding transcription factor activity, RNA polymerase II-specific
Source: RefSeq, a predicted model, not a curated record
CCUAUUUCAUAUCUAUAGGCUUAUAGGAUGCUGCAUAAACUUUUGCUUCAAACUUAUAAGGAAAAGAUGGCAAAUAAUAAGUCAGUGAUCCAGAGUUUUCCAUUUAAACCCAUCGCACUGGUUCUGCCAGUAUUGUUCACUUCCUCAGUGUGGGCAAUGACAUACAUCCACGUCCACAAGAUGGAGACCUGAUGGUGCUGAAAGAGGAGAGUCAAGAACUGAAUGAAACAGAAGAGAAAUAUCAAAAUGAUAAACACCAUGAUUUCAAAACUGAAGAAAAAUCAGUUAGUUGCUCACAGACUGAAAAGACUUCCUCAGCAAAAAAAGCUAAAAAAUCACGAAGUACAAACCUUAAUUCCCACAUGAGAAUUCAUGUUGAAGAGUGCUCUUUCACCUGUCAACAGUGUGGAGAAAUUUACAAUCGAAAAGAAAGCCUUAAAGUCCACAUGAAAAUUCACAUUGAAAAGAAGCCGUUAAUGUGCCCUCAGUGUGGAAAAUGUUUUACACAGAAAAAACUCCUUAAUGUCCACAUUAAAACUCACACUGGAGAAAAACCUUACACCUGCAAACUGUGUGGGAAGAGUUACACACGAAAUGGAAGUCUUAAAACUCACAUGAGAACUCACACUGGAGAGAGACCUUUCAUAUGUGUUCAGUGUGGAAAGAGUUUUACACAGAAAAAACCCCUUAAUGACCACAUGAGAAGUCACACUGGAGAGAAACCUUACACCUGCAAACUGUGUGGGAAGAGUUUCACACGAAAUGGAGAUCUCAAGACUCACAUGAGAAUUCACACUGGAGAGAGACCGUUCAUAUGUAUUCAGUGUGGAAAGAGUUUUACACAGAAAACAUCCCUUAAUGUCCACAUGAGAAUUCACACUGGAGAGAAGCCUUACACUUGCCCUCAGUGUGGAAAGAGUUUCAGGAUCAAAGAUACCCUACAGACUCACAUAAGAAGUCACACUGGAGAGAAUCCAUUCACAUGUGAUAAGUGUGGAAAAUGUUUCAGAUAUAAAGAAAACCUUAAUUAUCACAUGACGAUUCAUUUAAGAGAGAAGAGUUUUAAUUGUCAUCAGUGCGAAAGGAGUUUCACAGACACGAAUCACCUUAAGAAUCAUGUAAUAACUCACAUCGGAGAAAAGCCUUUCAUGUGCUAUCAAUGUGGGAAGAGUUGCUCAAGAGAAGGAAGCCUCAAGGAUCACAUGAGAACUCACACUGGAGAGAAACCUUUCACCUGUGAACAAUGUGGAAAGAGUUUCAGGUUUAAAGGAAACCUUAAGCUCCACAUGAGAGUUCACACUGGAGAGAGACCUUACAAGUGUCUUCAGUGUGAGAAGAGUUUCAAAAGUCAAAGCAGCAUGAAACGUCAUUUGAAAACUCAUUCUGGGAAGAAAUUGCCAUUUUCCUCAGAGUCACAAGAGGUUUAGAAAAAGUUUUUUUUUU